GCGCUUGAACACUGGCGUCCGGCGUGGAAGAGUCCUCGGAGACCGCCAGAAGUGAGCCAGCCGGAGUCUGGGAGAGUUCCCUUCUGGCCGAGAGGGGGAGCCCCGCGUUCCCAGCCGGGAGCGACCCCGAGUUCCGAGCCUCCAGCCCCAGCCGCCGCCAGCGCCAAUUUUGGCUUCAGCCGAUUAGAAAGAGGAGGGAGAGGGCAGAGAGCGUGGAGAGGGAGGGGACCGGAGCCGGAGGGUCCCGAAUCGAGCCCUGCACUGACGUACAGAAACUUUCCUGGUCGGCCACGGAAACGUCGCCGCGGCGGUGCCGGAGCAGCGAUCGCCGGGCUCCGGGGACGCCGCAGCUCUCCACGCCCCUGCCCCGAGCCUGACCCACUGCAUCGGUCAGUAAGUUAUAUGGGAUUGCAUCUGAUAUACAGAGGAGAGAAAGUGAUUUUGAAGAACUUGGAUGGCAACUGCUUGAAACUAUCCAAAGUGAAGUGUCUAUAUUCUUUCCACUAAGGUUGCAUAUCCAGGGUAUAAAGUGUGAUUGAAUUGAACACCUAUUUGGCUGGCUUUCAUCAUGAACCGUGCUUUUAGCAGAAAGAAAGACAAAACAUGGAUGCAUACGCCAGAAGCUUUAUCAAAACAUUACAUUCCCUAUAAUGCAAAGUUUCUUGGCAGCACAGAAGUGGAGCAGCCCAAAGGAACAGAAGUUGUCAGAGAUGCUGUAAGAAAACUAAAGUUUGCAAGACAUAUCAAGAAAUCUGAAGGCCAGAAAAUUCCUAAAGUUGAGUUGCAAAUAUCAAUUUAUGGAGUAAAAAUUCUAGAACCCAAAACAAAGGAAGUCCAACACAAUUGCCAGCUUCAUAGAAUAUCAUUUUGUGCAGAUGAUAAAACUGACAAGAGGAUAUUCACUUUCAUAUGCAAAGAUUCUGAGUCAAAUAAACAUUUGUGCUAUGUAUUUGACAGCGAAAAGUGUGCUGAAGAGAUCACUUUAACGAUCGGCCAAGCAUUUAACCUGGCAUACAGGAAAUUUCUAGAAUCUGGAGGAAAAGACGUUGAGACAAGAAAACAGAUCGCAGGGUUACAGAAAAGAAUUCAAGACUUAGAAACAGAAAAUACGGAACUUAAAAACAAAGUACAAGAUUUGGAAAACCAGUUAAGAAUAACCCAGGUAUCAACAUCUCCAGCAGGCAGUGUGUCACCUAAGUCACCCUCCACUGACAUCUUUGAUAUGAUUCCAUUUUCUCCAACAUCACACCAGUCUUCAGUACCUACUCCCAAUGGCACACAGCCACCUCCAGUUCCUAGUAGAUCUACUGAAAUUAAGCGAGACCUGUUUGGAGCAGAGCCUUUUGACCCAUUUAAUUGUGGAGCAGGGGAUUUCCCUCCAGAUAUUCAAUCAAAAUUAGAUGAAAUGCAGGAGGGGUUCAAAAUGGGACUAACUCUUGAAGGCACAGUAUUUUGUCUCGACCCAUUAGACAGCAGGUGCUGAUGUCAAGUAAAGAGUUCCUGAUUCGUGUUAAGUUUAUUUUAUCAUAUAUAUAUCAUUCAUUACUACUUUAUGACAGGUCUUAUCUGUGUGCCAAUAUAUUUUUUAAUAUCCUCACUUUAUGAAAAUUAUUUCAGCAAAAUUUCUCAUACAUUCACUGUUGAUCUGUAACAUUUUAUUUUAAAAGUAAAGCAUUCUUUUAUGUUCAUUUCUGUUUCUGUUGUAGAAGAACUUAUAGUCAAAAGACAAAUUAUCCAAAUAUCAAUCUUGUGUUUGAGUUCUAAAUAGUUAGCAUCUUGAAAUUUGUGUUCAUGCUCCAGGCUGCUAGUUUAUUAUUGAUUUUCCAAAAGCCAUACCUUAAUGAUACCUUUUAAAGUACUAAAGAGAUAUACCAAUGCCAAACUCAAUACUAUAUUCAAAGUAAUAAACAUGUUACCAUUCAUUAGACAGAUAUUAUUUUAUGUAUGAAAUGUUGUUUCAUAUCAUUGAGAAAAUGUAAACUUUGAAUAUAAUGCUACCAGGUCAUUUUUAGUAGGUGAAAUAGCAAAUAUAUAAAUUCCUAUAAUAAUUAAACCAAAUGUAUUUAGAGUAUUAGUAAAUGCAAGGUAAUAAUGUUAGUCAUUAUCAUCAGUUACACUCUAAAUAGUUUAUUUAUUUCAUACAUAAAUAUUGUGGAACAAAUUAAAAUUUGCUAUUUACAAACAUUUAAAAUUUAAUUUCUAAUGAGAUAAGUUACAUUACUAAACAUAUAAACAUCAUUUGAUCUUGUUUCCUGAAAAAACAUUUGGAAUGUAUGUUGUCUAUAGUUGUAGUGUCUGUUAUUCAUAUUUACUUUACCAAAUGUAUUUUCGGUCUCAAAAUAAUGUGAUGCCCCAUUAGUUUUGAUACUGUAAAAUCUAUGGCAACUAUUCUUCAUGAAUCAUCAAUAUUAUUUAGCAAAUUUAAUUUUAGUUGUUGAAAUUAGAAUCUCCUUAUUUUCCUACAAAAUCAAGUUGCUGCUCAAGUUUAGUCUUUAACAUGAAUAAUAAUUUUUACUCAGUACAAAGUUUAUGGUCAAAACUUGUAAUUUGGUUCAUCACAAUUUAAGAAAAAUAAAUGAAUGAGGUUAGAAUUGGGGGUAGAUCUCAAAAACAAAGUUCUGUUUUUUCUUCUACUCUUGGAAAUUUUCUUCAAGCACUAAAGGUACAUUUUCACUAGGAAAAGAAAUCAAAUAGCUUAUGCAAUAUUACAUUUGUAUGUAUCUCCAUAAUGUUCUGUGAUACAUAAAAGCCUUCUUGAUUGUUUUCUGGUAUCUGUUAAGUUGUACCUUAAUUAGAAAGUAGUAUAUGUUUCAUAAAGAAAAUUCUUUAUAAUUUUGUUUGUCAUAUAGUAUUUUGGAAUUUGUAUAAU
Molecule: messenger RNA, 2869 nt
Organism: Molossus molossus (Pallas's mastiff bat)
Lineage: Eukaryota; Metazoa; Chordata; Mammalia; Chiroptera; Molossidae
Gene: GULP1
Product: GULP PTB domain containing engulfment adaptor 1
Exons: 12
Coding region: 569-1483 (304 amino acids)
Source: RefSeq, a predicted model, not a curated record